This is a messenger RNA of Saimiri boliviensis boliviensis (Bolivian squirrel monkey), 3335 nucleotides long. NCBI's taxonomy places the organism in Eukaryota, Metazoa, Chordata, Mammalia, Primates, Cebidae. The record is from RefSeq and is a predicted model, not a curated record.
CCUCCCCCGCCCCGCGCGAGCCCCAGGUCCAGGCAGCAGGUGAGUGGCGGUGCCAUCAGACCCGCGAAGGUGAGUGGAGGCCGCUGUCCUCCCAGGGCCGCUCCAGGCCUGGAGUCGGGGGCCGCGGCGCUGCUUGUCCCUGGGCGCGGUCUCUCAGGAAGCGGCUCGGAGCCAGGGAGGCUCCCGCGUCGCCCGGAAGCCCGAGCUCGCCCGCGUCCUGGCCCCUUCCAGACCUGGGGAAAGGAGGGACAGUGGGCGAAGCGGGCCGGGAGCCCUUUCCUCUGCCCGACCCCCGCGCAGGAGGACAGAGCGGGCCGAAGCGCGCGGGGAAUCCCAGCUCCGUCCCCCAAGCCUGGAUCCCGGCUCCAGACGUCCUACGGCGCCGAGGGCGACCCAGAGUCAGGCUGGGGCCGGAGCUCGCCGGGCGCCGGGUGGAGCUUCCGCCAUCCGCGCGCCUGUGCCCGGGCGAGCGCCCCGAGCCGCCCCCGUGCGUGUCCCGGUCCCUCCACUCUCCGCACCUGAAGGGGCCGGGAAGGGGAGCGAGAUGCGGCCCUCGGCCUGCGGGGCCGCUGCCUCCUGCGCAGGUUCCCGCUUCAGGGCAGGCGCGCGGGGCCCAGCGCGCACCGGGAGCGGAGCGGCGGCGCGUUCGGGCUGCGCGGGAGUCGCGCUCAAGCUGCAGGGCGCUGCGCGCACCGAGGACGCUGGUUGGGUCUGAGGGUGGGAGGAGCUGGCGCUUUCUGAGACCCUCAGGGUGCCCGGCAGAGCGUGGUGGGCAGUGCGAGGCCGCCAGGGCCAGGCUGGGACUGAGAUUCCCAGCCCCAAGCGGCUGAGGGCAGGGCCAGGGGCCAAAGGAGACCCGAUUCCGUGGGCAGUACCAGCCAGCAGUCACUGGGUCUCCAGUCCGAGGUCAGCCUGGGGGUGUCCGUGUGGUGACAACGGAGAGGCCGUCUGCCCCCAUCUGCUCUGAGCCAGGAGCCUUGGCCAGCUGUGUUUGCUCCUUAUCUGGAAAAGGGCGCACUGCCCUUAGCACCCCAGCCUGAAGGGAAGGUCCAGACUGCUCAUCCCCUGGGGGCCCCUGCCCGGAACAGGGACAGGAAGAGGGCCAGAGAACCCUGUUGGAGCCCCGGGGUUGGCUUGAAGUUCCGGAAAGGCCCUGUCCCCUGGGGUCAGAGGUCAGAGACGCAUGGGGGAGCAAAGCAGCUGGCCCCUUGGCUCCUGAAUGUGACCCCUAGUGCUGACUGGGAAGCACAAUGCAGACGGCGCAGCCCCGUCCCCCCCGCGUACAUGCACAAUGGCCCUGGCUGCGUUCUCCGUGCCAGGAGGACGCCCCAUUAUCCCUGGAACCUGCCCCUUUGAGCACCCUCCCAGCCCCCAACAUACACACACACACACACACACACACACACACACACACACACACACUGCACAGAGGAAAAUGCCAUGCCUGGGUUGGUUGGGGUGGGCCCCAGAGGAAGGAGCCGCUUGACUCAGAGCUACAGGAAGAGCUGGGGCAGGCGGGGCAAGAACCACCACUGCCCGCCCGCCCGCCUAGGGAAGGGGUGGGUGCCUGGGUGGGGUUUAGGUUUAGGAGAGGAUGUGACUGCAAGGCCAGGAAGCUACAGGCAAAGUUCUGAUGAAAAUACACAUAAACACACGCCAGGUCCUCACGGUGCUCGGCGAUGCAUCCGGGGCAGCCUAGGUGCUGUGGACACUCCCUGGGGCCCAGCGGAGGGGACCGUUCGCUCCCAAAGGCACAUCCAUGACCAACAUUCCCCCAUCCCCAGAGAGAAGAACUGGAAUCAGCCUCUGACCCAUCCAGGUGCUCUGUCCAGCUGACUGCAAGCAGAGAGGAAUCCUGCCCAGCUCUUGGAUCAGGCUGCUUCGCCGAGGAGCCCUGUGGAGCUGGGGGUGGCCCCGGAGCUCACCUUGCCCUGAGGAGGCCCUGGCUCAGAGCCAUGCCAGGUGUCUGCAACAGGGCCCCUGACUUCCUCUCCCCAGCUGAAGACCAGGUGCUGGGGCCUGCCUUGGGCAGCUCAGUCACUCUGAACUGCACGGCUUGGGUAGUCUCUGGGCCCCACUGCUCUCUGCCUUCAGUCCAGUGGCUGAAAGAUGGGCUUCCACUGGGAAAUGGGGGCCACUACAGCCUCCAUGAGCACUCCUGGUUCAAGGCCAACUCAUCAGAGGGGUUUGUGUCCAGUGUCCUGGGGGUCAACGUGACCAGCGCUGAGAACUAUGGGGCCUUCACCUGCUCCAUCCAGAACGUCAGCUCCUCCUUCUUCACUCUUCAGAGAGCUGGCCUUGCAAGCCACGUGGCUGCGGUGCUGGCCUCCCUCCUGGUCCUGCUGGCCCUGCUGCUGGCCGCCCUGCUCUACGUCAAGUGCCGUCUCAACGUGCUGCUCUGGUACCAGGACGCGUACGGGGAGGUGGAGAUGAACGACGGGAAGCUCUACGAUGCCUACGUCUCCUAUAGCGACUGCCUGGAGGACCGCAAGUUCGUGAACUUCAUCCUGAAGCCGCAGCUGGAGAGGCGUCGGGGCUACAAGCUCUUCCUGGAUGACCGCGACCUCCUGCCGCGCGCCGAGCCGUCCGCAGACCUCCUGGUGAACCUGAGCCGCUGCCGGCGCCUCAUCGUGGUGCUCUCGGACGCCUUCCUGAGCCGGGCCUGGUGCAACCACAGCUUCCGGGAAGGCCUGUGCCGGCUGCUGGAGCUCACCCGCAGACCCAUCUUCAUCACCUUCGAGGCCCAGAGGCGCGACCCCGCGCACCCCGCGCUCCGCCUGCUGCGCCAGCACCGCCACCUGGUGACCUUGCUGCUCUGGAGGCCGGGCUCCGCGACUCCUUCCUCCGAUUUUUGGAAAGAACUGCAGCUGGCGCUGCCGCGGAAGGUGCACUACAGGCCAGCGGAAGGAGACCCCCAGACGCAGCUGCAGGACGACAAGGACCCCAUGCUGAUUCUUCAAGGCCGAGUCCCGGAGGCCCGGGCCCUGGAAGAGGGCGACCUGGGUGUCCCGGGGCCUGUCUUUGGAGAGCCAUCAGCUCCACCGAGCACAGGUGGGGUCUCGCUGGGAGAGGGCCGGGGCAGCGAAGUGGAUGUCUCGGACCUCGGCUCGAGAAACUACAGUGCCCGCACAGACUUCUACUGCCUGGUGUCGGAGGAUGAUAUGUAGCCCCCACUCAGUGCAAGAUGUUAAGGACAGCGGGUGCCAGGGCAGGGGGGUCGUUCCUCCGCUCAGCAGGACUGCAAUCCCUGUCUGCAGCCCUGGGACCCUCAGGGCAAGGCUGUGGUCCCAGCGCCCCUCCCAGUACCAGAAAAUAAAGAAAGUCCUUUUGGAUUC